Molecule: messenger RNA, 2217 nt
Organism: Talaromyces proteolyticus
Lineage: Eukaryota; Fungi; Ascomycota; Eurotiomycetes; Eurotiales; Trichocomaceae
Product: kinase-like domain-containing protein
Exons: 4
Coding region: 1-2217 (738 amino acids)
Biological process (GO): phosphatidylethanolamine biosynthetic process; phosphatidylcholine biosynthetic process
Cellular component (GO): cytoplasm
Molecular function (GO): ethanolamine kinase activity; choline kinase activity
Source: RefSeq, a predicted model, not a curated record
AUGCCGUCUCCCGCCCAUGAUGAUAUGGGUCACGAGAGCACUGCACUACCGGGAAACCGUCCUGGUGAGAACACAGCCUCGCAAGAAACAUCUCAUCAAAGUAAUGGAGACCAUAACGGAGCCGCAACAACCAAGGAAAUAACCGCGGCAAAACAAUACAAAGCAUCUGUCGUCAAGAGGAUAUCAGCCAGGUCACCCAUAUUACAGCCAUCGCCAGUCUACUCUCUUCGCAGCCAGAUCUCGAAUCUUCGCCUCGAUGGCCCCGAGGACGAGGAGGAUGUGCAGAGCAGCAACAAGUCCGAGCAAGCUUUGUUCGGCCAAGUCCUGAACUGGCUGCGACAAGAACAAACCAAGCGCAAUGGCGCUGACAGCGGUGCUGCAAGUAGUGACGGCGGUUUAGCACUCGAUGAAAAAAGGCAUUCUUUUGGUUCGGAAAAGGGGUUGGCAUUGGAUCAGUUGGAGAAGAUUUUGCAGCUCUAUGCCCCGACAAAAGAACAGCCUCCUCACCGCCAGCUGUCCAGAAAGCAUCGACAUGGCCGCUCUAAAGGGCUUAGGAGGGGUUCGGGGUCCGAGUCUGAUUAUUACGACGAGAUGAGUGUUCCAAGCGUUGAUGCUGCAUUGGACAAUACAAAGACUUUGGGAUAUACCGGUGGUACCUCGACAGAGAAUCUUGUGACUGUUUCUGACCCGCACACUCGUGGUUCAAGAGAGAAGAAUCCUUGGUUGGUAUUCAAGGCAGAAAUAUUACGCUUAGCUCAUACGCUUCGGUUGAAAGGGUGGCGAAGUGUUGAUAUGGAGAGCUGCGGAGACAUUGAAGUUACCCGUCUCAGCGGUGCUCUUACAAAUGCUGUUUAUAUGGUGAAGCCUCCAAAGUUCGUGCGUCCAAAUGCAGACAGGAGGGAGCCUUUAGUCCCGCGUCGGCCACCGCCAAAAUUGCUCCUUCGUAUCUAUGGGCCUCAGGUGGAACACUUGAUUGACCGAGAAGCAGAGCUGCAGGUUUUACGGCGCUUAGGGCGGAAGAAUAUUGGACCACGAGUCCUCGGUACAUUCAAUAAUGGUCGUUUUGAAGAGUAUUUCAACGCUCACCCGUUGACCCCCAAAGAGCUGCGAAUCCCAGCGACUUCACGACAGAUUGCAAAACGAAUGCGAGAGCUUCAUGACGGGAUUGAAUUGCUUGAAGAAGAACGACGUGCAGGCCCAUUUGUAUUUCGAAACUGGGACAAAUGGGUGGAUCGCUGCGAACAGGUGAUCUCGUGGCUGGACAAUGAAAUUCUUUCGGAUCGAAGAGACAGGACCGAGCCAUGGCGUAAACGUGGUUUUGUGUGCGGUGUGCCGUGGGCUACGUUUCGAAAGGCUGUUGAGAACUAUCGUAUCUGGCUCACGGAUCAUCUGGGCGGCGUGAAGGAGAUAAAUCGACAUCUUGUCUUUGCACAUAACGAUACUCAAUACGGCAAUCUUCUCCGCCUCGAACCAGAGGAAGAAUCGCCAUUGCUUCUCCCCGCAAAUUCACACAAACAGCUCGUUGUCAUCGACUUCGAAUACGCGUCCGCUAACACACGUGGCCUCGAGUUCGCUAACCAUUUUACCGAAUGGUGCUACAACUACCACGAUGCCGAGUAUUCAUGGGCGUGCAACACACGCGCAUAUCCAACUCCUGAAGAACAGCAUCGCUUCAUUUCUGCCUACGUCUCGCAUCACUCGCAAGUCGGCUCGACGGCAUCACCCCUCGCUACACCUGACAUUACCCCCGCAUCGAUCAGCACACCACGUCUAGCCCCAUUUUCUCUCGAUGCACCUGCUGUACCGAGCCUAACUUCCGCAUCUACUACCUCCUUGAGUCUGGAAUCAGAUCGUAUGUCCGUCGACGAGUCUCACGACUCCGAAAUUCAGCAUUUGAUGCGGCAAACGCGCGUAUGGCGGGUGGCAAAUUCCGCACAAUGGGUCGCUUGGGGCAUUGUGCAAGCCAAAGUGCCCGCCCUGGAGGAACAGUGCCAGGAAGAUCCCACGUCGUCACUAAUUAAUACCACUAAUAACAUUAAUCAUAAUGAAACCGAAGGUGACGUUGAUGACUCGGAAAGCGAGUUUGAUUACCUCGCCUACGCCCAGGACCGCGCUCUUUUCUUCUGGGCGGAUGUUUUAUCGAUGGGCCUGAUUCGUGAGGAUGAGCUUCCUGGGGGCCUUUUGGAAAUCGUCAAGUCGAAGGUUGUGAAUUAUUGA